AUGUUGGGUUGGACACAAAAGUUUCUGGUUCUCCACCAAGGAGGGGCCAUGCUUGGUCAAAAGCCCCUCCCUGGACGUGGUGGCAUCAUGCAGCAGGCCUCCCUAUAUUUUGCCUCCGCUCUCCUCUCUUUCAGGCCUUCAAAUCUUGCCCCUGCUUGCGCGGCUGCACAUCCCCCCCUCCCUUCCUUCCUCUUCCCCUCGCCACGCCCCUGUUUGCUUCUCAACCCGAGAAAGGAAGGAAGGAAACAGGAGAAAGCAUCAACCAUGUCGAAUUCCGCGUCCGGAAUGGCCGUUUGUGACCAAUGCAAACUCAAGUUCCAGGAACUCAAGGCGAAGAGGAGCUUCCGCUUCAUCGUGUUCAAGAUCAAUGAGAAGGUGCAGCAGGUGGUGGUGGACAGGGUUGGGGAAAAAAAUGAGAGCUAUGAUGAUUUCACAGCCUGCUUGCCCGCUGACGAGUGCCGCUACGCGGUGUUUGAUUUUGACUUCGUCACUGACGAGAACUGCCAGAAGAGCAAGAUCUUCUUCAUCUCUUGGGCUCCUGACACAUCAAGGGUGAGGAGCAAGAUGCUGUACGCGAGCUCCAAGGACCGCUUCAAGAGGGAGCUGGACGGCAUCCAGGUGGAGCUACAGGCGACCGACCCGAGCGAGAUGAGCAUGGACAUCGUAAAGGGGCGAGCCCUCUGAAGAAGAGAAAAUCCGAGAACAGCUACUUACUACGUACACCCACACCCAAACCCAGGAGCAGGAGCAGAGGAGGCCUUCAUCUGCGCCGGCUCCUGUUCUUGCAGUUCCUCCCCAUCCAUUUUCCCUGCCAUUCUUUUCCUGGAAGCAAAGUGCUGUGUUCUGUAUGAGACUGUAUGCCGUCUUCAUUCUUGUUUUCCCCCGUGUUUGGUGCCAUAGUCUCUCACUACUGCUGUAAACUAGAACAUAUUCGCAUUUGAUGCCAGGUGUGAAAGCCUAAUGUGGCGUAGGUAACCGCCGAUUUUCACAAAAGAAGAUUUAUUUUAUCCCAUCUGUUGUUCUUGUUUAUCUA
Messenger RNA from Triticum urartu, 1033 nucleotides. RefSeq names its product actin-depolymerizing factor 1. The record is from RefSeq and is a predicted model, not a curated record. Gene Ontology annotation, cellular component: actin cytoskeleton. Gene Ontology annotation, biological process: actin filament depolymerization. Gene Ontology annotation, molecular function: actin binding. Lineage: Eukaryota; Viridiplantae; Streptophyta; Magnoliopsida; Poales; Poaceae.